GUGUCCUCCGCGCCACAGUCCCGCAGCGCAACCCAGUCUCCGAGCGGGACUUCAGCACCUUGGCGCAUGAGUUUCAUCCAACACGCGGCCGACCACGUCCCGUGCCGUCCCGUCGCCCCCGCUGCUAGCCCACAGUUGCAGAGGACCAUGCAGUGGUGAACUCCUCGAGUCGUUCAAGCUCCACACUUGGUUGACAGACAGUUGUGUUCCGGAGCCGAGACGGGGACGAGAGCUGCGUGACGAUGACGGCCAAGACUUUGGAGAAAGUUCCGGUGAGUCUCGGGGGCUUCAUCCAUCCCGCGGCCGACACCGCGUACUCGGUGGACGACAUGGCCACCUCGGUCGCGGUGUUUCCCAACGGCGACCUGGGAGCGCAUUACGACCAGAUGAGCGGAGUAGCAGACGGUUUGAUGAGCGGGGACCUGGGCGCAGACAAGCGCUCUCUGGACCUGUCCUCGUAUCCAAGUGGUUUCUCUCAGCUCCCGCCCCACCGCAACCAGGCUCUGACCUACAUGGGCAAGUUCUCCAUCGACUCCCAGUACCCGGGCAACUGGAACCCCGAGGGAGUCAUCAAUAUCGUCUCGGCGGGCAUCUUGGGCAUGGCGCAACCGCCGCCUCCCCAUCCUCCUCCUCUUCCUCCACCGCCCUCAUCCUCGGCUUCAUCCUCACCGGCUUCGUCGGGAUCCCCGAAUCACUUCUCCAGCGGAGCUCUGAGCUGCACAAUGGCAGUUCAGAACCAGGGAGAAAUGGACCACCACCUCUACUCGCCACCGCCUCCCUACUCCUCCUCGAGCUGCGGGGAGAUCUACCAGGACCCCUCGGCGUUUUUAUCCGCCUCCGCCUGUCCCAUCGCUUCCUAUCCGCCUCCCUCUUACUCCUCACCCAAGCCGCCCAUCAGCUCGGAUGCAGCGGGGAUCUUCCCCAUCAUCCCCGACUACUCGGGCUUCUUCCAGCCCGCCUGCCAACGGGACAUGCAAGCGGCGGGCAUGCCGGACCGAAAACCGUUCGGCGCCUGCCCGAUCGAUUCAUUCCGCGUUCCUCCACCCCUGACCCCGCUCAACACUAUCAGGAACUACACGCUGGGUCCGAGCGGCGGCGGCCCCGAAGGAGGGCUACCCAGGCUUCCGUCCGCCUACAGCCCACAAAACCUGCCUCUGAGGCCGAUCCUGCGGCCCAGAAAGUAUCCGAACAGACCCAGCAAGACACCCAUUCACGAGCGGCCUUACCCCUGCCCCGCCGAGGGAUGCGACAGGCGGUUCUCCCGCUCCGACGAGCUGACCCGGCACAUCCGGAUCCACACGGGACACAAGCCCUUCCAGUGCCGCAUCUGUAUGCGCAACUUCAGCCGCAGCGACCACCUCACCACGCACAUCCGCACGCACACCGGGGAGAAGCCCUUCGCCUGCGACUUCUGCGGCCGCAAGUUCGCCAGGAGCGACGAGAGAAAGAGACACACUAAAAUCCACCUGAGACAGAAGGACAGGAAGUCCUCCGCCGUUUCUUCCUCGUCGUCUUCGUCCAACAGCUCGGGCCUGGAUCGCUCGUCCGGCGGCAUGUGUACAUAGAGCGGCAGGGUGGAUCGCUGAGAGUCGCGUUGACAUUCUGGCAGCAUAUGACGUAGGCGUACACUAAACCUAAACAAGAACGGUGCCAUGAAAUGUCCCGUGUGGUGGUUGUGAGCUAAGAGGACGGUUGACUGAAUACUGUGGGGCGGGCAGGCAAACAAACAAACAGCGGAAAGCUGACGUUGGCACAGCGGCAAAUAACUUUGGAGUACAGCCGUGCGUAAUUGCGCACGCAGGUUCCCGCAGUUUCACACGUUCUGGCGCGGGUCGGGUGGAGAGACUGAGUGCACUUUGUCAUGUUCAAGUUUUACGUAGAAAAAGUUGUCGAUUAUUAACAAUACAAUUGAGGAAUUUUAAUAAAACGGAGAGUUUUAAUGUGCCACGUGUUACCGGGCAGCAUGUUGAGAUGUGACAUAACGGCAAUAAUCUCUGAGAGGACGGCGCGUUUUAAAUUAUUGAAUUGACAAAGUGAUCAUUCCGACACGGUUGUGUAUCGCUAUAUUACCCCUCCGGUGCCUUGCUUUGUGUGUCCGUUUUGUACACUGACUGGGAUAAGGACGCUUUAAAUGCAAUGUACAGUCGUCGUUUAAUAUAGAAAGUUUGCAUAUACUAUAUUUUUGUACACAUUCGGUGUCGUGUAACUCGUGUUGAGAGUGUUUGGUUGACUUGUAAAACGAAACGGGAUGUAAAUAAUCUGAACUCCUUGGUCCUACUGACUCGAUGCUUGUUUUGUGAUUGUUGUGAGGCUCAUUAAAUGUA
Messenger RNA from Lampris incognitus (smalleye Pacific opah), 2324 nucleotides. It is a transcript of the gene egr2b, whose product is annotated as early growth response 2b. Gene Ontology annotation, molecular function: RNA polymerase II cis-regulatory region sequence-specific DNA binding; DNA-binding transcription factor activity, RNA polymerase II-specific. Gene Ontology annotation, biological process: regulation of transcription by RNA polymerase II. The transcript has 2 exons. NCBI's taxonomy places the organism in Eukaryota, Metazoa, Chordata, Actinopteri, Lampriformes, Lampridae. The coding region runs from base 243 to 1565 and encodes 440 amino acids. The record is from RefSeq and is a predicted model, not a curated record.